GGAGGCGGGGAGGAAGGAGCGGGGGGGCAGGGCUUAAAGCCUGGCGGAAAAGAUUUGUUUGGCUGCCUGAAAAACUAUUGAAUAACUUUGUUGAGUCACAUGGCCCGACUGCACUCCGAGUUUAAAAAGUGUCCUAGCCUUGAAGGGGACCAGUGGCGCGCUGGUGUUCAUCCAAAACGCACACCGUGAUGGAUUAGUGCGCACUGGGACUGUGUGCAAACCCUGUUUGUCAGCAGAUGUCCAUGAGGUGACAGCAGCUCGUACCCUCAGCACAACAAACCAUGGCGAGCGGCAACGAGACAGUUGUUUACUUCUCGGAGCAGGUGGUCGUGCUGUGCUCCUGCGCGCUCUCCUUCCUGGGCUCGUCCCUGAUCAUCCUCACCUACGUCCUGUGGGCAGAUUUACGCACCACUCCCCGCAGGCUGCUGGUCUUCCUCUCCAUGUCGGACUGGCUCUCCGCCGUCUCGUACGCCUUCGGAGUGUGGAGGUCUUUCCGCAGCGACUCCCUGGACUGCGUCGUACAAGGAGCCGUGUCCACCUUCGCCAACACCAGCUCCUUCUUCUGGACCGUGGCCAUCGCCGUCUACCUGUACGUGUUCAUCGUCAAGUCCAGUCAGAGGGUCGCGGACAGCCUGGUGCUCGUCUUCCACCUGGUCAGCUGGGGAGUUCCACUGAUCAUCACUGUUGCAGCCGUUUGCCUGAACAAGAUCGGCUACGAUGCGUCCGAGGUGUCGGUGGGCUGGUGCUGGGUCAGAAUCCAUGCCCCGGACCGGGUCCUGUGGAUGCUGCUGACGGGAAAGAUCUGGGAGUUCCUGGCAUACCUCACCCUCCCUUUCCUCUACAUUCUGAUCAAGAGGCACAUCCACAUUGCGCACGCAGCCCUGUCAGAGUACCGUCCCAUAUUGGCCAACAGGCCUCCAUCCAACUCCUUCUCCUCCAUGGCUGACAGGAAGCUAACGCUCAUCCCUAUUAUCUUCAUCGUCCUGCGGAUUUGGAGCACCGUGCGCUUCAUACUGCUGCUGGUGGGAUCUUCAGCCAGACAGAAUCCAGUGCUGGUCACUCUACAUGGUAUUGGCAACACGUCGCAGGGAGCAGCAAACUGCAUCAUGUUUGUGUUGUUUACUCGACCAAUCCGCACACGCCUGUGCUCUGCGCUCUGCUGCUGCUGCUCCCGGUGUCGAGCAGAGGUGAAGCGCUCACAUGACCCCUCUCAAAGGCUGCUGCCAGACCAGGAGGCCUCCACACAGAGAGAGGAGGACAACACUAGCAAAGCCGAGAAUCAAACAUGAUACUUGAUUCUGUGGACGAGAGGACGGACACAGGUUGAUAUAAAGAAGGUAGUGGGUGGCCUCGCCCACGCUUCACACUGAAACUCAUUAGAAACGAGCGCCUGCAGAGCGGGCUGGGGAUUCUGCAGGCGCACACACGUGUGUCACAUGGCUGCACUUUGGGUGAUUAGGAGGAGGCUGAUGUGAUGACUGUGCACCAGCAUUUUAGUUCCUCCUCCACAUGAAUUUUGUUCUGUACAUCAAACUUUAUGUUGAAGUUUUUCUUUGUUUAUUUUGUCUUUUUGCAUAUUUUAAGAAAAAUGGUUCACAUCUUCCACACAUCACUGAGGUUUCAAUUGUUGUGUUUAUGAAGUCAAUUAGAUUUAAGAGAUAAGCAAAAAAAAAUAAACCAAAGCAUUAUCAGUUAAUGUGAUUAACAUACUGUAAAUUUAUUUCAACUUUUUAUCGUCACUGAUUGAAUUUGUAUUUUAUGUGCGCUCAGUCCCAAAUAUUUCUAAAUGCACUGCUUCUGACAGAGCGUUGGAGCUUUAAAUGUCCUACAAGGAACUUUUCAUUUUCCUUGAUUUUACUCUUUGGUCAAAAGCGGAAGUGUUUCCUCUGUCAUCUGCCAUAAAAACCUCAGUCCAGACUGUCUGCAUAUGUUUCGAAAGGAGUGAAAAAAAGACACACAUGUAUUGAGUUCAGGACACACACCAAGAAAACACUGUGACACCGCAACAUGAAACAACUGCAACAGUUUACAUUCUCUCACUGUCUUCCCCUUUCCUCUUAUUUUGGCCAAAUGGAACAUCCCACCUGAGACAAUACCAAGUCACUCAAUGUAUAGGGGCACACCAUUACACACAACUGUUUGCAAGAUGCAUUGCGAUGAGUUAAUGUAUCGUAAUUCUUCUUCUGAUCUCAAUAGACAUAGAAAAAGACAAAUUUCUCCCUGAUUGUCUCAUUUGCUGUUGUAGAUCAUAAAGAGGCAGCAAUAUUAAAAUAAGACAGUUUCAUAACCAAUGUCAAUGCAGUGUAUACAAAACGGUGAGUGUUUGAAAGAAAAGAUACAAGUAUCAGGUGAAGUGUGUAGAGGAAAACAAUGCUGCUGGUGUGAUUCAACAGGUUUCUAUGAAUGUUUUUACCCCAAAAACCAUCUGAUUUAAUUAGAACUACAAUGAACUCAAGCUGCAGUUUAGUUUUACACUCAUCUUUUCGACCAAGAUAUUCAAAAUAUGAAGUUAAAAUCUGACGGAUCUCACUCAACUUAACAUUAAUAUUAGAAUAAUUUUUCCAAUAUAUAUCCAGUUUGACUUUGGGUGUGUGCAAAGGUUUUUUUGUGUGAAACAUCUGACAAUCUCUUUAAAAUACAGUCAAAGAUAUAUAUAUAAGCACCUUUUUCUGUCAGUUCACUCAAAUAUAUGAACCACAGUUGUAUUAUAAUAUAUAAAAC
Molecule: messenger RNA, 2721 nt
Organism: Paralichthys olivaceus (Japanese flounder)
Lineage: Eukaryota; Metazoa; Chordata; Actinopteri; Pleuronectiformes; Paralichthyidae
Gene: gpr157
Product: G protein-coupled receptor 157
Biological process (GO): cell surface receptor signaling pathway; adenylate cyclase-activating G protein-coupled receptor signaling pathway
Cellular component (GO): plasma membrane
Molecular function (GO): G protein-coupled receptor activity; cAMP binding
Source: RefSeq, a predicted model, not a curated record